Molecule: messenger RNA, 1299 nt
Organism: Malus domestica (apple)
Lineage: Eukaryota; Viridiplantae; Streptophyta; Magnoliopsida; Rosales; Rosaceae
Product: trihelix transcription factor ASR3-like
Source: RefSeq, a predicted model, not a curated record
GUCUCUUGAUGGAAUUGGAGUCUAUGAAACAUGAAGCUGCCAGUCCUAGACCUGACCAACCUGACAAACAGCGAACGCCGGACGGGACUGGCAGCUUGGUCAGUGAAGACAAAACCAAAAUCACGAGGCACCCUCGAUGGACCCGACAAGAGACCUUUGUCCUCAUAGAAGGCAAGAGGAUCGUGGAGAAUGUGGUCCAGAGGGGCCGGCGAUCCACUUCAGCGUUGGGGACAGAAAAUUUCGAACCCAAGUGGGAUUUGGUCUCGUCUUACUGCAGGCAGCGCGGCGUGAGCAGAUGGCCUGUUCAGUGCAGGAAAAGAUGGAGCAAUCUGCUUGUGGAUUUUAAGAAAAUCAGGAACUGGGAGGCACAGAUAAAUCAAGAGGCCGAGUCGUUUUGGGUGAUGAGGAAUGAUGUGAGGAGGGAGAGGAGGCUGCCUGGUUUCUUUGAUCGGGAGGUUUACAAUGUGUUGGUUGGAAAGGAAGUGACUGCAAUGGAAGCCUGUCCCCUGGCAUUGUUUAUGCCGGGGCAAACAGAUGUGAAGGAUGGUGAUGGGACAGAGGACGCGGCUGCAGAGGAAGAGGAUGAGGAGGAGGGACCUGAGAAAGAUUUAAAUGGCAGUCGAGAUGAUAUGGCAGAAGAUAGAUUAAGUUCAGAUUUUGAGGAGUCUGGGCAAGACGAGACAGCCAAGAAAUCAAAGAACGAAAACCUUAUGCAAGACAGCCCAACAAAAACAGUCACAACUCCAAUGCCUAAUUCAGGUGUGAUAAAGGAGAAACGAAGUCUCGGAUCAAAGACUUCCGGAGAAAAUGUUUAUCAGGAGAAAUGGAAGCAGAGGCGGGUGUCAACAGAUGAAAGCGAACACCGCAACAUUGCCCAGCUGAUCAAAGUUCUGGAAAGGAACAGCAACAUGCUGAAUGCGCAACUUGAAGCUCAUAACAUAAAUUGCCAUUUUGAGAGGGAACAAAGGAAGGAGCAAAACAAUAGCAUACUCGGUGCUCUCGGCAAGGUCACAGAUGUUCUAGCAAGAAUCGCUGACAAAUUAUGAUCAACCUUUGUGGUAAAGCGUAAAACUUAGGAAGCUGCAUACACAUCUUUAUCCUAGGCUCAUUUUUACUUUCUUCUUGUACCAGUUAUUGACAUAAAGCUAUCGAAUUUAUAUCUUCUAAUCUUAAGUAGUUAAUCAGAGACGACAUCAGACUCCAUAAGAGAUACAAAGAUCAUUGUUAGCUUCGUAAACUUGAUUGUUUCAUCUGCUUACUGUUAUAAUUAGCAAAUUUUUGCCAUCUAGCUAUGCAAAU